UGAACUUGAAGGUAGCACAUUUCCUGUCUCCACAGGAACACAAACCCGUGGUCAGACAGGCGGCAGAAUACGGAACACAGCGGCGCAACCCUCCAGACAAAACAACGGUCAACCCACACUAUCAGUUGUUUGCAGCUAUUUAUGUCGUCUAUGUAGGUUAUUAGUCUGCUAAUGUAAACAACACAGACAUGACAGCGACUGUUCAGAGCUGCGCAACGGGUUGAGACUGUUUUGACUGCGAGUAAACUAUCCAGAGCCACCGCACCCCCCACACGGAAUCUCUCGGGUACUCGCCUCCAGCUGCGGCGGCGGUAUCGGGUAUCCUAAUGGCGGACCCAAGAGCAGCAGCUACCGGGAACUCCGAGGAGGAGAAGACGGAGCAUGUAAACGACGCAGAGCUGGCUCUGAAAGGAAUCAAUAUGCUGCUCAACAACGGAUUCAAGGAAAGUGAUGAGCUCUUCAAGACAUACAGGAACCACAGUCCUUUGAUGAGUUUCGGUGCRAGUUUUGUGAGUUUUCUGAACGCUGUAAUGACAUUUGAAGAGGAGAAAAUGCAGACGGCCUUUGAGGACCUCAAAUCCACAGAGCGACUGUGUGAGAGUGAAAAUGGCAGCGUUAUUGAAACCAUUAAAAACAAGAUAAAGCGGAGCCAGGUGGACUCCCAGAGGUUGGGAAUGGCUGCUGUGGACCGACUGCAGCGGCAGAUCAUCAUUGCAGACUGCCAGGUCUACCUCGCRGUUCUGUCUUUCAUAAAGCAAGAGCUGUCAGCAUACAUCAAAGGAGGCUGGAUCCUCCGCAAAGCAUGGAAGAUGUAUAACAAAUGUUACAAUGACAUCACACACCUACAAGAAGGCAACAGAAGGGCCUCCGAACAGCAAGCGUCGUCCUCUCUGUCAUCCUCCUCGGCCUCCUCCUCCAGCCACAGCCGAUCCUCCUCACCCGGAACGAGCCAGUCUCAGAGACUGGACGGCGUCAGCCCGGAGGUUCUGGACCGGCUGAAAGGAUCUGUCAGCUUCGGCUAUGGCCUUUUCCACCUGUGCAUCUCCAUGGUGCCGCCUCACCUUUUGAAGAUCGUCAACCUGCUGGGCUUCCCCGGAGACCGCGAUCAAGGCCUCUCGGCUCUCACGUAUGCCAGUGAAAGUAAGGACAUGAAGGCCCCAUUAGCUACUCUUUCUCUGCUGUGGUACCACACGGUGGUGCAGCCCUUCUUUGCUCUAGAUGGCUCAGACACACAAGCAGGCCUAAUGGAGGCAAAAUGCAUACUUAAACAAAGGGAGGCCACAUAUCCAAACUCCUCUCUCUUCAUAUUUUUUAAAGGAAGAGUUCAACGCCUCGAGUGCCAGAUCAAUAGUGCCUUGACUUCCUUCAAUGAAGCCUUAGACCUGGCCUCUGACCAGAGGGAGAUUCAACAUGUGUGUUUAUAUGAAAUAGGCUGGUGCAGCAUGAUUGAACUGAACUACACCGAAGCCUACAGGGCCUUUGAGCGACUGAAGGCGGAGUCUCGCUGGUCGCAGUGCUACUACGCCUACUUAACAGGAGCAUGCCAAGGAGCCACAGGUGAUCUGGAGGGCGCUGUUGUGACCUUUAAAGAUGUUCAAAAACUUUUCAAACGCAAGAAUAAUCAGAUAGAGGUGUUUUCUUUGAAGAGGGCUGAGAAGCUCCGGAGUCCAGGUCUGUCCAAAGAGCUCUGCAUCUUGUCUGUGAUUGAGAUUCUCUAUCUGUGGAAAGCCCUGCCCAACUGCUCCUCUGCCAAGCUGCAGACAAUGACUCAUGUUUUGCAGGGGAUUGAAGAUGCGUCAUGCACCGACCUGAAAAACCUGCUUCUUGGAGCCAUUAGCAGAUGUCUCCUCAAUACUAAAGAUGCUGUGCAGUAUUUCCGUCUGGCUGCGAGCGACGAGGUUGGACGUCAGUGCAACUCCUACGUGCAGCCCUACUCCUGCUAUGAACUGGCCUGUGUCCUGCUAAAUUCCCCAGAGACUGCAGAGAAGGGCCGAAUGCUAUUGCUYCAGGCUAAGGUACUCGAAGGAUUUAUAGUUUUGACUUCUUGUCUUUUGCUUUGUGAAUUCUUUAGUUUCAUGCAGUCCAGUUGUUUUCAUGUGCUCAAAAAGUCUUUGGAGUUAAAGUAAUCUGACUCUCAUAUUCCAAUGAGCUCAACAAUUGACUGGAGAAGCAGUUUGUAAAAAUGAACUAAAAAKAAAUUCUUAGGAUUUGCUUCUUAGAAACAUAAGAAGCAGAUAAACCUGUAAAGAAGCAGGACUGCGUUUGCACCACUCGAGUUGAAAUUGGUGUCAGGUUUAGUGAUCUGGUGUUGAAUUAAAACAAUGCGUUUCAAGUCACAUUGUCCCUGAAAACUGGAAUGGUUUGGCCCAUAUAGCAAAUUAGUGGGAAGCAAAUUUAUUGUACAAAUAAUUUUGCUCAAAGAAUGUGACAGUAUCUAUAUGCUUUUUGAGCAAAUGAAAAAAAUAUAUUKUUUCAUUUGUCCCCAAGUGCAUAGAGAACAAAUGAACAAGUAAGUGCUUAUGUUUGUCAGUGAUCUACAGCUGGUUGAAGCUAUUAGGUUUUAUCCGGAUGUAAGGGGGAUGCAUAUUUACUAAGAAAAUUUCUAAAGUAUGUYGUUACUUCCUCAUUUGCCUUGUGAAAUGGGGAWGUGUGUCUAGUUCAGAUCCUCUCACUAGUGUUGGCUUGGUUUMAUAGCUACGCUUGAAUCCAAACGAUGAAACACUAUUCUCAAUGUUUCAACUGGAUUUCUGAUCUGUUUUUUUUUUCUCCACUCAUUUCGACUUUAAUCUUAAAUGAGUUGGCAAAAAAAAAACWAAAAGUUCUUCCUUUUUUUUUUUGCCCCCAGACUAUCUGUCCCUUCUUAUCAUCCUAUUACACGUUUCAAAUGACUUUAAUUGCUUGCUCAGACCUUGGUGCAGUUCAUCCGUCUGGUGUUCUACCUCCUGCAGCUCCAUUGACUGUGUUCUUGUAUUAGCAGCUAACAUUGACUGAGCCCAGAUCUCUCGCUCCCUUUAGCUAUAAAAUCACUGUGAUCAAAUUGAUGCACCAACAUCUAAACUGAACACAAAUGGAGUCAGAUUCCUGUAUUCCUCUAUUUUUAAUGAAUCUGCUUUUAGCUGAUUGACCGGCGGGGGCAUUGAUCUGUUUGUGCUGAUGCAGAAGCUCGGUAAAGGUCCAAGCCAUGAAGAUGAAGGGAGAAUUUAUUCAUUGACUCUUUCUGGAUCUUUUUAUACAGGAGGACUAUGCCGGCUAUGACUUUGAGAACAGGCUCCAUGUGCGAAUUCACUCCGCGUUCGCCUGUAUGAGCCCAGCCCAGCCUUGAUGUUUGAUCAGCACCUUAAACAAAAUGGCUCCCUGAGAAUCGGAUUACAAGUGUGAACCCUAUUGUUUUACUGUGUUUUUAUUACAGUGUUAUGAGCCAAAACGCCUCCAUGGAACAUGAACAAAUGAUUCACGGAGGAACCUUUUAGGUUUACAGACCUGUUGCUGUACUGCACAAUACAUUAGCACAUUUGAAUUWAUUUUUUUUAUGUUGUGGGUGGUUUAUUUUAAAAGAUAGAGGGUUGUUUGGUCAAAAAGUCUACAUAUUUAUGAGAUUUGAGGCGAAUUUGUCAAAUGUGCCCUCGUAUCACAGCAAGUAAUGCCAAGUAAAGACACUGCACAUGUAAAGUAUCAUUCAAAUAAACAGAUUAACUAAUUGUGCUUGAUGCUGAUAUGACCUUAGCCUUGGUUUCUUGUUGUGAAAAAAGUUUGCUAAUCCAUAGACAUAAGUAACUGGUCCUACUUGGAGCAGAUUUGUUCUUUUUUUUAUGUAAAUAUGUUUUGAAUACAUUUAGUACAUGUGCAAAGAUUGUUCCACUUCUAAGUGGUAUAAAUGCACAAUAAUUAUAUUUACUGUCAACAGGUUUUACUGUGUAUUUGUUACAAAAUUAAUAAAGACAAUGUUAUUAAAUGGAA
This is a messenger RNA of Poecilia reticulata (guppy), 3957 nucleotides long. The record is from RefSeq and is a predicted model, not a curated record. Lineage: Eukaryota; Metazoa; Chordata; Actinopteri; Cyprinodontiformes; Poeciliidae.